AUGUUCGAUGAGAAAUUCGUAACUUUUUCCGCUGGAGAAGGACUUCUCAGUCUUGUUGGAGUACCCAUCGUAGUCGACCAAGCAGACUAUCCCGGAAUCCACAUCGCUGCACACAACCUCUCUGAAGACUUCUCACGCGUCACAAAAGAGGCUGCUUCACCUCUCAUAUCCUGGACUGGUCAAAACGAUAGGCGCGAUGCAAAAUCUCAAACGGCUAUCAUCGUGGGUAGUGUGACGAAGAGUCCUCUGAUUCAGAGUCUUGAAAACAGUGGGAAGAUUAAUGUGGAUGGGAUUAGAGGGAAGUGGGAGAGUUAUAUUACGGCUGUUGUUGAGGAGCCGUUUGAGGGGUGUAGGAGGGCGUUGGUCAUUGCUGGGAGUGAUAAGAGAGGGGCCAUCUUUGGGACGUACGCGCUGAGUGAACAGAUUGGUGUUUCGCCAUGGUAUUGGUGGGCUGAUGUUCCACCUAAACUCCACCCUGACAUCUAUGCACUACCUGUUACUACCACUCAAGGAGAGCCGAGUGUUCGGUUUAGAGGUAUUUUCAUUAAUGACGAGGCACCUGCUCUUACUGGAUGGGUGCGAGAGAACUUCGGGAAGUAUGGUGUUGAAUUCUACAAGAAAGUGUUUGAGCUGCUGUUGCGGCUGAAGGCCAACUUCCUCUGGCCAGCAAUGUGGCCCGGCUACCCCAAUCCUGGAGCCUCAUUCUUCACCGACGACCCUGCCAACCAGCAAACCGCCGAAGACUACGGAAUCUGCAUCUCAACAUCUCAUCACGAGCCCAUGCAACGCAUGUCCAACGAGUGGUUUGCCGAAAAUCCAGACGGCAGCUGGAACUGGCUUACUAACAAGAAGAAGAUCAGUGCGUUCUUCGAAGAGGGGAUUAAGAGGAGUAAAGGAUGCGAAUCGUAUGUAACGCUGGGCAUGAGGGGUGAAUAUGAUAAGAAGAUGGUGACGGAUGAUCCGGCGGCGGUUGUGAAGGAUGUGAUUAGGACGCAGAGGGAGAUUAUCAAGGGAGUUCAUGGGAAGGAGGAUGGUAUUACUCAACUCCUCGCAUUAUACAAAGAGGUGCAAGAUCAGUAUGAUACUGGAAGGCUCGAAGUCCCAGACGAUGUCACACUUUUGUUUGCUGAUGACAACUUUGGAACUAUCCGACGGCUUCCUCAGGGCAAGGAGGCUGAGAGGAAAGGUGGUGCAGGUGUCUACUACCACUUUGAAUAUGUUGGACAUCCGCGAAGUUACAAAUGGACUAACAGCAACUCACUUGGAAAAACAUGGCACCAACUGCAAGAAGCUCAUAGGCGCAAUGCAAAACAGAUCUGGAUAUUCAACGUUGGCGACAUCAAGGCAGUGGAAAUACCACUAACAUUUGCAAUGUCCUUAGCUUGGGACAUCAGCUCCAUCAAACCAGACAACUUUUCACAUUUCUUCAACACCAUGGCAGAGCGAGACUUUGGCACCGGCUUGAGCGAAGUGAUCGGCGCCGCGUCACUUGAAUACGAUCGCCUUGUAUCAAUGAGGAAACACGAGCACAUCGAGCCAUAUACUUUCUCUCUUCUCCACUACAAUGAAGCUGAGCAUGUUGUCAACCGCUGGAAGAUGCUCUUGGGCACGGCAGAAGCAAUACACAACCAGUGCCCGAAAGACCAACGAGCCAGCAUCUUCCAGCUCGUGCUGUUUCCUAUCAAAGCUUCAUACAUCUUCAUAGCGCUGCAAAUAGCCCUGGGAAGAAAUCAACUCUAUGCUCGACAGCGGCGAAAUUAUGCGAACACAUUGGCGAAAGAAGUGCUAGAGCUGUUCGACGCCGAUUACAGUCUUACCGAGGAAUAUCACGCUUUAUUGAACGGUAAGUGGAACCACAUCAUGAUGCAGCCACAUUACGGAUUCGGAGACACAUGGCACGCUCCAUCGCGCGAUAUGAUAAGUGGUCUUUGCUAUGUUCAAAGCAGGCAGAACUCCAAUCCCAUUGCUGGACAGAUGGGCGUUGUCGUAGAAGGACACGAGGGCGUGCGUCCUGGUCGGUGCAAUGAAGAAUCUGAUAGGACGCAUCCGAGUAGGCGAGAUCUGGUGCCUGGGCUCACACUCGGUGCGAUGACCCGGUACGGGCUGGAGAGUAGGUGGUUUGAUGUGUUCUCGAGGGGAAACAUGCCCAUUCAUUGGACUGCGGGUGCGCCAUUCGGCUGGGUUAACUUGUCCACAGUGGAGGGUACUCUGGUCCCAGGGAAAGAGGACGCGCGUAUUCUAAUAAAUAUCGAUUGGGAGCAAGUCCCAGCAGAAUUUGAUGAGGAGGUAUUGGUUGACAUUCGCUCAGCCGAGGGAGACUUCGAACAAGUUCACGUGCCGGUACUGGGACGAAGGUGUUCACAGGACUUUUCUGGAUUUGUUGAAGGCGAUGGCUACAUCUCAAUACCUGCCUCGUCUUGUGUUAUCGAGCCUCCCUACCGAGCGCUAGUUGAGGUAGGGUUAAGUGCAAAUGGAUCAGUGGCGCUGGACCCAGCUUCAGAUAAGGCAGAGUCGUAUCUCAUGUACGACACCUGGGUCUUCACUGAAUCUGCCAAUGCUGAAUUACUUCUUUACUUCAACAUGACACUCGACAUCGACCCGAGCGAUCCGAUGAAGUACGACAUGGUCGUUGAUGGACAUUCGCAGACUCACAAACUUGUGGACGAUGCGAAGAGCGGUGGAGAACUUCCGGAAGGCUGGGUCAAUGCCGUGCAGGACUGUGUGUGGGUUAAGAAGCACAGCUUAGGCGAGACCUUUGGGCCGGGAAAGCACACGAUCCAGAUAAGACUGCAGCACUGGAAUCUCUUGCUCGAGAAAUUGGUUGUUGAUCUUGGAGGGUUGAAGGAUAGCUACUUGGGGCCACCACCGAGCUUCCACUCUACUUGA
This is a messenger RNA of Cadophora gregata, 2886 nucleotides long. RefSeq lists its product as uncharacterized. The record is from RefSeq and is a predicted model, not a curated record. NCBI's taxonomy places the organism in Eukaryota, Fungi, Ascomycota, Leotiomycetes, Helotiales, Ploettnerulaceae. The transcript is spliced from 6 exons. Bases 1 to 2886 code for a protein of 961 amino acids.